Tuber melanosporum (Perigord truffle) is the source of this 988-nucleotide messenger RNA. RefSeq lists its product as uncharacterized. Lineage: Eukaryota; Fungi; Ascomycota; Pezizomycetes; Pezizales; Tuberaceae. Bases 395 to 883 code for a protein of 162 amino acids. The record is from RefSeq and is a predicted model, not a curated record. The transcript has a single exon.
GGCACGAGCGCUUCUCUAGUUAUUUUUUUGCGAGAUGAGACCGACCGCUUCCGUCUCUCCCCCGCCCCCCAGGUUAUGUCCGCGAUAAGUUCAAUAUUUAUAUUCUGGCACCGCCGACCCGGCAUACGGAUAAAUAUAUUCCUGACACCCAGUCAGGAGGGGCGAAGUUCUUCCUUCAGCCCUAGCCAACCACGCCAUUUCGGAAUGGAGGGACACAGCAAGUGAGCAUCUACCAGGACGACACGGUGAGUCUUCUUAAUGUUACAUUAUUACACUGGUUGGAGUAUUGAAUGCAGACUUACUAAAUUCUCGAGAAGCCAAGCCCAGCUAGCUCAGCCAUGAGUUCCUUCACCAGUUCGUUGACACAUAUUUUAUUUUGCAUUUAUAGAGACGAAUGCUUAUUAACAAUCCCUUUCCUAUAACAGAGUUUGCUCACACUUACGGUCCCAGUCUUUUGGUUGCUGGUAUUACGUCCGCUACAAUGGUCCGGGAGAGAAAGCGCGGGACCAAGGAAUUGAUACAAGAGAUCCGCCGCGUUGGAGAGAAACUUGGACCAGACAGUUGCAUUGAAUCGGGCACUUGCCACAUUGAAGAGAAACCCAAGUCGGUCUCCGAUGACGCGAAGGACACGAAGUCAAUGAUUCCAAUAAACGGACAUCAUGUCGCGAGUGUGCUGGGUGAAAACGAAAAGUUGAUGGAGUGCCUCCACUCCGUCCUUAAAGAUUCCAAACUCUUCAAUGAUCUGAAGCGAAUAGACGGACGUCAACUCAUGAAUGCGCUAGGUGAAAACAUAAAGCCAAUGAGGGAGUGCCCCCACAUACCUGUGCAACACAUACGGUCUGGUGGUGAAAGUAAGGAUUACAGUUCCGUUAAGAAGGCUUGAGGGGGCCAGUAAGCCUUCUUAAAAGUAAGAGACACAAUCCCUAUCCUUGAUAGGGUGUAUAGCUUGAUUUUGAAAGCUCUCUUUAGUUUGGGCUAUCAGGAUGGC